AUGAAGUUGACCACGCUUCUUGCCGCUUUCCUGCCUGUCAUGGCAAUGGCCCAGACCCCGAGCGGCGACAUAACGCCCAGCGGCAGCACGACGUCGAGCGGCGGCAUGACGACUAUUACUUCUACCGCGACCUACACCAAGACUAUCACUCUCGAACGCGCGCACACCACCACCGUGACCUACGGCGCUGGCAACAGCACUGCGACGUUCAAGCCCACAGGCUCGGGCGGCUCUGCCGUCGUCUCUGCCUCGGCUACCGCUGCGACUACUUCGAAACCCAAUGCCGGCGCCGCCCUCAACGCUGGCAGCCUGGCUUUCGCCGGUAUUGCUGGUAUGGUCGCUGCUGUCCUUCUGUAA
Messenger RNA from Colletotrichum orchidophilum, 357 nucleotides. RefSeq lists its product as uncharacterized. The record is from RefSeq and is a predicted model, not a curated record. The transcript has a single exon. NCBI's taxonomy places the organism in Eukaryota, Fungi, Ascomycota, Sordariomycetes, Glomerellales, Glomerellaceae. Bases 1 to 357 code for a protein of 118 amino acids.